Molecule: messenger RNA, 4051 nt
Organism: Chiloscyllium plagiosum (whitespotted bambooshark)
Lineage: Eukaryota; Metazoa; Chordata; Chondrichthyes; Orectolobiformes; Hemiscylliidae
Biological process (GO): DNA integration
Molecular function (GO): nucleic acid binding
Source: RefSeq, a predicted model, not a curated record
GUUCACCGCCGACCCCCCGCGCAUGUGCAGUGGGGACAGAGCGCGGGUGCCAUUUUGUUGGCAAUAGCAGUCUCAGGUUGUGUGAAAGCCAAGCGGCUGCGAUGGCGGCUGACAGCCAGGUUCCGCUGCACCACCUCACUCACAGCAGCGUGGUGGAUUUCAGAGGGGAGCGGAGAAAGGGAAACCUCCACCCGGAUAACGAUGCGACACGGCAGCUGGAACAGUUAGAAGAAAAGGAAAGGGGAAAUCCUGAUGAAAUUACAGCCACGCCAGAGAUUCUUGAUAGUAAAAUACCAAAGAGGGUGGAGAAAGGGCACAUGGUGGUGGGUGAGGAGGCAGAAGAUUGUAGAGAACAGAAUUUUAAAGAGCAGCAUGAAACUAAUAUCCUAUCAGGACCAGCAAGUGUUGUUGGAGAGAAAGGAACCACAGCAGAGGGGUCAGGAGAAGUUCAUUGUUCAGUUCCUGUAGAGACUCCCUCUGAAGACCUCCAGCUGUUGGCGCAAUACAUGAUCAUCACAGACACCUACCUGGAUGAGGAUCAUUCCCUAGCUGAGCUGCAAGUGGAGGAUAUGAUUACACUGGAUAUGGACAAUGAUGUGCAGCUGGAUGCACCCAAGAUGGACUCUGCACGACUUAUGAAGGAAAAUGCAGGCAUCAAAAAAAUGUUUAUGACUGGAAACACAAGUGAGAUGCGAGAACUGAAUUUUGAUAGUACAGAGAAAGGACAGUAUCCAAGAACUGAGCAAAGCAGUGGUGAAACCGUAAAAGAUGAAGGUUUUGGCAAAGCAGACGAGAAUGAUGUUUCGAUUGUAGUGGACUGUGAACCAAAUAAGAGCUCAAUUAAGGAUAGCAAGCAUGCUAAUAAUGAAAUAAAUCCAUUGAAAGGGCUCUCCGACAACCAUGGGACAUCAGAUGACAUGGACAAAAACCUGUUGGAUGAAAGUGAGCCUAAAUACAAAAGGUCUGCAGAGGAGAAAGUUAGAAAUGUGACAGGUUCCAAUCCAGGUUGCAAAUCCAAAGCUGAGAAUGACUGUGAACAACCUAGAGACAGGCCAUCUGUUCGUGGGAAAAGCGAUACCGAAACUAACAUUCGAGGAGAUUCGAUGAAGCAGGAAAAUGAUGUUAAUAGAAAGUACAGACACAGAGAGAAGGAUGGUUACAAACGCAGAUCUUCACGAUCAAGAACUCGAAGUUCAGAGAGAAAGAGAAUAGGGAGAGGAAGGAGUCGGAGCUCUGAGAGGGGAAGGAGUCGUUGGAGCUCGGAAAGGAGAAGUCGGAGUGCAGAGAGGAGGAGGAAGAGUCGAAGCUCUGAGAGGGGAAGGAGUCACUGGAGCUCAGAAAGACGCCAGAGAAGUCGGAGCUCAGAGAGGCAAAGGAGUAAAGAACGAAGGAGGACUUCAAGAUCCAGAAGUCGUCAUAGAAGCUCUCCCAGCAAAAAGAGAGAUUCAUCUAUAGAGAAGACCCAUGAGCUGAAAGAACAACCAUGGAGGUUGGAUCCCAAGGAAGCAUUGUGGGCUGUUGAAAGACGCAGAGAGCGUGAAAUAUGGGAAGAGGAAGCUAGAGAGUUAUUGGAAAGGGACCUUGAUCGACUCCAGCUUGAGAGGAUGUGUCUUGAAAGAGGGAGACUGGAUGAAUCUUUUCCAAUAAGGCAGAGAUUAUUGUUAAGGGAGGAAGCAAAGCAAAUACAGGAACGAACUUACCGACAGAGGCAAGUGCUGCUACAGAAAAUGUGCUUGGAAGAAGCUGUAAAAUGGCAGUUUCUUGACAUUGGACCACAUGGAGCAUGGGAACGAGAAACAAGACAAGAAUGGGAAGGUAGAGAACUAUUAAGAAGAGAAUUGGACCAAGUAAGGUACAAAAGAUUACGUCUUGACAGAAAAACACUGGAACCCGAGACACAGGAAAGAUUACGAUUCUUAGAUGGGGAGGGAGGGAAAGAGCAGGAGCGUAAUUUCCGUGAAAGGGAAUGUCUACACUCUAACAUGUAUUAUGAAGAAACUUUGAAAAGACCUGAUAUUGGGUACUGCCGAGGUUUGAGUGGUGAUCCUAGCUGGAAGAUGGAAGGAUUUCCUGAUCUAUCUUCCCAGGGGAAGCUGGGAACAGGCCUGACAUCGGGCACAGCUGUCCAGAGGAGCCUGAAAGGUUUAUACAGAAUGGAGCUAGCAGAAGCUCAGAGGACUGACCCUUCACUGGAAGCUGUGCGAUAUCAGGCCAUGCAUCCCACCAGCAAAACAAAUAAUGACCUUGGGGGUACAUUCCUGUACAAAGACGGGAUAUUAAUUCGGCGAUGGAGUCCAAAGGAAGGCUUUUUCAAGGGUUCAGAAAUAUUUGAGGAAGUGGUAGUCCCUGAGAUAUAUCGUGGUGAGAUAUUAAAGGUUGCUCACAACAUUCCGUGCUCUGAACACCAAGGCAUUAAGCACACAGGACGCCGUAUGCUGCAGUAUUUCUACUGGCCAUCAGUUUUCAUUGAUGUGGCACAUCAUUGCAAAGCAUGUGAAAAAUGUCGUUAUUCACAUAAACGAGGAGAUGCAGGCAAUCUGGGGUUACGACCCCUACCCACUAUCAACAUACCAUUUAAAAGAGUGAGCAUUGAUGUAGUGGGACCAUUGCCUUUCACAACUAACUCUGGGAAGAGGUACAUUCUUAUGAUGGUGGAUUGUGCAUCCAGAUAUCCUGACGCAACAGCACUUGUCUCAGUCGAAGCAGACAUUGUCGCCAUGGCCCUGCUUGUAAUGUUUACACGAGUCGGGUUUCCAGAUGAGAUACUGUCCAAUCAGGGCGAGAAUUUUAUGUCCCAAUUGGUUAUGCAGCUAAAACGGCAGUGCCAAGAGAAGCAGCUCCGCAGCAACUCAUAUUAUCCCCAAGUAAAUGAACUGGUGGAAAAGUUCAAUGGGACAUUGAAACAAAUACUGCGUACCUAUGCUGAGCAGAACCCUUGUGACUGGGAUGAAAAGUUGCAGUAUCUUCUGUUUGCCUGUAGGGAGAUGCCACAGGACUUGACUGGGUUCUCACCCUUUGAGCUUCUAUAUGGGCGCCGAGUAUAUGGGACUUUGCUUCUGAUCAAAGAGGCUUGGUUAGGGAAAUGCUUUGGCACGGAUAAGUACAUAGUGGAACAUGUGCUGAAUGCAAGGGAUGCCUUACUUGAUUUGAUAGAAAAUAUUCCAGAAGAUCGGAAACAGUCUAUAUAUGGCCGAAAUCUCUGGUACUGCCAUAAUGCUGGAACCCGAGCAUACGAUGUAGGUGAAAGAGUGCUGGUACUACAGCCUGUAAAACGACAAAAAACACAGCUUCACUGGGAAGGCCCAUAUACUGUGGUGGAGCCAGGAAAAUACGUGUAUUAUACGGUUGAAAUACCAUUUAAUAAAUUUCGAAUAUACCACGUUAACAUGAUGAAGCCUUACCUUGAUUCCUAGGAGAUUACUAUAGUAGAGUAAAAUGUUUGAUUUUUAGUUUGUUUCCUUGUUUUAGAGAUUACAUUGGUUCCUUGACUUAAUUAUAAUUAUUUCUAAAAUAAAUAAAAAUUUUAAGACCCAGAAACCAUAAACAACAUGCAAAUUUGGGUGUUCGGUAAUGCGUGAGUUGCUGAUACCAAUUUACAGAUAUCUAGUACAUUCACCCCUUUACUUUGUGGGAUCCAUCUCGUCUUUGAAAAGAAAUAUGUAUGGAUUUGUCAAGGAUAAACGGUCAUUAAGUUCCCAAACAAAAAUGGUUGACAAAUGAAGUUUUAAAAGCAAAGGGAAUUUGAAGGACAGGAGGUCUUUUGUAAUUUGUGUAUGAACAAGUUGUCAACAUAUCAUUAAUUGUCUGUACUUGAAGGAAAUGAUGAUUUGAGCAGGUUAACGAAGAGCUGAAUUGACCAUGAGUGAAAGGAGCUGCCAUUUGACAGACUACAGUUAAACCAGAAGGGUAAUUAACUAAUUACAGACUUAUUCAAUGUAUAUUUAUUUGUAUCAUUAAAUGUAUAUGUACAUUUCAUAAUUGCUGAGUAUUGUGUCUCAGAUUGCUGUUCACUGCUGUUUAAAUAAAGUAAUUAGUUGUUUUAGUCUGUAAA